Argiope bruennichi is the source of this 537-nucleotide messenger RNA. RefSeq lists its product as uncharacterized. The transcript has 2 exons. The record is from RefSeq and is a predicted model, not a curated record. NCBI's taxonomy places the organism in Eukaryota, Metazoa, Arthropoda, Arachnida, Araneae, Araneidae. The coding region runs from base 1 to 537 and encodes 178 amino acids.
AUGCACCACAUUCACUUCCUGAAGAUCCAACCUUCUGCUGGAUCAUACGGAACGACUCUAGUAUCAGGUAGAAAGCUACUUAUAAAGCCUAUUCCUAAAGCUAUUUUGCCUAAUGUUUUAACAGAUAGUAUCCCCUCCAAACAAUUUGACAUUGAUACGCUAGAAUUAGAUAGUUUCAAUUUAGCGGAUGUGAGUUUCAAUGAACCUGGAGAUGUGGAUAUUUUAUUAGGUGCCCAAAUAUUCUAUGAACUUUUAAGAUCGGGUCAAAUUAGGUUUCCGGGAACAGACAUUGUUUUUCAAAAUACUGUGUUUGGCUUUGUUGCUACCGGAAGUGUUUCAAUAGAAAACGAAACUACUGUUCAUUGUGGGUUGGUAAUGGAAGAUUUGGAUGCAAAUUUAAGGAAAUUUUGGGAAAUUGAAGAUGUUGAGGGGGAUAAAUUACAAAUUGAUGAGAGUUUAAUAUGUGAAGAUCAUUUCAUGAAAACACAUUUCAGAAAUGACGAUGGAAGCUAUGUUGUUAAAAUUGCACAGAUCUAA